Messenger RNA from Solea senegalensis (Senegalese sole), 3519 nucleotides. RefSeq names its product F-box protein 16 (gene fbxo16). Lineage: Eukaryota; Metazoa; Chordata; Actinopteri; Pleuronectiformes; Soleidae. Gene Ontology annotation, molecular function: protein binding. The record is from RefSeq and is a predicted model, not a curated record.
CAUGAAAAGCCCAGCUCUCACCUGCCGCCACAACACAUCAGACAUCGAGAGCAAGAAAUCCCCGUCUGAGGCCACUUACAAACUCCGCAAAGCCAAAUCUCUGAUGUUCCUCAGUUCCAACUACAGACCCCAACAUCCUCCUCUGCCUCCUCAUCAGCAUCAAGAUGCCCAAACUCAGCCUGAACAGGCGUCUUCUGGUAACAGUCAUUCUGUCACUAAGGAGACCACCAGGAGCCUGCUGUGCCUGGCCCAGUGGAAUGCUGGGGUCCGUCCAGGGCCCGUGAGGUCGGCAGUUCCCCAGCUGAGUGUGGAAACGCUCACAGCGCAGCUCUCCCAGUUCACCACUGUUUGAAGUUCAACCAUGGACUGUGGCUGCUUCACACACACACACACACACACACACACACACACACACACACACACACACACACACACACACACACACACACACACACACAAUAAUGAAGAGCAGAAUACUUCGCCCUUGUCAGGAAGACAUGAGAACUACACUUUGAGGACACAACUCAUGGUUCCAGCUUGUGCUUUGCAACUGAGGUUUAUUUUCAGGGUUUUGUGUAAAGACCUUUGGAUGGAGAAGUGCUUAAAAUUUGUGUACAAUAAUUUUUUUUAAUAUUAAUCACUUGAUUGAAUUACUUGAAAUACUGUAUUCUUGGAAUAAAAUGAACUGAAAGGAAAAAAAUAUCACCCAGUAACAUUCUUUUUUUUUAAACAGUAGUUUGCAUGAUCCAUAAUCGUUUUUUAUUUAUAUUAAUUAAAUUGUACUCCACAAAGCAAACACUAAACAGGAAAACGUUACAUUUUGUGUUAAACAAAUAAACUUCAGCACCACUCUUGCCACAGCAUGUUUUACAUUUUACUUUGAAGGAGGAAUGGCUGUCAGGUUUCUGGUUGUGAUUGGUGUCUAUAUGUUUAACUUGACAAAGCUUUCUCUCUCCUUUUCCUCUCGGCAGGUUUUUUGCUUUUAUUGCGAGUGAUCUGAGCAGGAGAAGGACGACUUCUCAGACUAGUGAGAUGUAGACUUCAAUCUGUGUUUUCUGCACGGUACUUUAUUGUGUAGAAGUAAAAAAACUCUUCACGUAGAUAACAUUUAUUUCACUCGACCUUUCACUUCAGGGGUGAAUUUGUUGCGAUAGGGAAUUACAGUAUGUAAUAUAUUCUAAGCUUUGUCUAUGCAAAAACAAAUCUGUCACACUUGUAUUUUACAGCAUCACCGUGUUCACACCAGCUGUUCUCUAGUUGUCGUCAUUAGAGCAAUUAGAGAUCUGCACACUCCACACUUUACACUUCACUGUGGUUUGCAUUGCAGCAGCUCUCCCCUCCUGUGUGUGACAGACUGUGACAGCCAGUGUGUCUCUAUGGAAACAAGUAAACUGUGCACAGGAGAGUAGGGACGACGAAGACGAGAACAAGAGUUUGGUGCAGGGACACAAAAGAGGCCAUCAGGAGCAAGCACAUGACCACACACAUCACUAAUACGUAGACCCUGAGAUGCCACAUCCACCACGAUCUGCCAACAACUGUGGCAAAAUGCAGACAAAACUGAGCGCCUGGACUCCUCUGAACCAUCCUGUGGCAAACGGCAAGAUAUUUGAAGAACGACGGACUCUUCUGGCAAAGUGGUUUGACAGGUGGUCUGACAGCCAGAGGAGAGCAGUGCUACAGGACUUUGUACUGAGCUGUUCACCAGGGCAGCUGAAGUUCCUGAGCCUCAUUGUGAGCAGACGGCUCCCCCUGCAGGCAGCAGACUUCACUUGCCUGCUGCCCAGAGCCCUCUGCCUCUACAUCUUCUCCUUCCUGGACCCUCGCAGCCUCUGUAGAUGUGCUCAGGUGAGCUGGCACUGGAAGAACAUUGUGGAGCUGGACCAGCUGUGGAUGCCCAAGUGUCUGAGGUUCAGCUGGUGCAUCAGUUUCUCCCCCUCACCGCUUCAGCAGAGCGUCAAGAUAAUAAUACAAAAGAAACAGAUGUUUCAAUGUACAAAUGCACAAAAUGUACAAAAUUCCUUGAUCCACCUCCAGAGUGCUACGUCCAUGCAGUUGGUGAUCCCAAAAGUAAAAAGGGUGAGCAGCAGACAUGAGGAUGAGCCAGAACCAGCCUUACUCACCCAGUCUCUGAGAAGAAAGCCAAGCAAGAGUGCUCUGCCUCCAUGGAGAGAUUCUGACAGACGUCCUAAAGACACACUGCGUUUUAACUACCUGGACAACCUGAGCCCCAUCAAACAAGCCCUGGAAACCCACAUGAAAAGCCCAGCUCUCACCUGCCGCCACAACACAUCGCAGCCAGACGUCGAGAGCAAGAAAUCCCCGUCUGACGCCACUUACAAACUCCGCAAAGCCAAAUCUCUGAUGUUCCUCAGUUCCAACUACAGACCCCAACAUCCUCCUCUGCCUCCUCAUCAUCAUGAUGCCCAAACUCAGCCUGAACAGGCGUCUUGUGGUAACAGUCAUCCUGUCACUAAGGAGACCACCAGGAGCCUGCUGUGCCUGGCCCAGUGGAAUGCUGGGGUCCGUCCAGGGCCCGUGAGGUCAGCAGUUCCCCAGCUGAGCGUGGAGGCUCUCAGAGUGUGGAAACGCUCACAGCGCAGCUCUCCCAGUUCACCACUGUUUGAAGUUUAACCAUGGACUGUGGCUGCUUCACACACACAGUAAUGAAGAGCGGAGUACAUCGCCCUCGUCAGGACGACAUGAGAACUACACUUCGAGGACACAACUCAUGGUUCCAGCCUCUGCUUCACAACUGAGGUUUCUUUUUAGGAUUUUGUGUAAAGCAAAAUAAUACGUUUUUAUAUUAAUAAUUCUCUGAAAAUAGUAUAUACUUGAAAUAAAAUGCACUUAAAGGCGAAAAAAAAUUCCCAGAAGCAAAUGUGUUAUUCAAACAGUAGUUGUAUGUACUACACAUAGUUUUUAUUAUUUAUAUUAUGAUUGAAUUGUGUUACACAAAGCAAACAAAUGAGCUAGAGUUUUGUUCGUAUGCACUCACAAGGUCUUCUAUAAGCAGAAAAAUAACCUCCACAGGAAAACGUUACAUUUUGGAUUAAAUUGUGAUAAGGUAAAAAAAAAACUGUAUAAAAACAAUUAUAAUUUAGCACCAUUUAAAUCCCAUGUUUUACAACUUGCUUAUGCGUCGCGUUUUCCACAUCUGAUAAAUAAUCCAAUGGAAACAGUUCGUGUAAGAAAUGUACCACCUUUAUUAUCAUCCAAUCCACUUUGUCCCAUUCAGAAUGCAGUACAAAAGCCAAAGCAAUCUAUAUAAAAACGACGAGUUUGAACUCCAACAAUAUUAAACAUAGCUGUCAGUUUAAGACCCAACACAAACAAAAUCAACAUCAUUUUUUCUCUCAGUAUUCAACACACAGUAGCAGAUCAUGAGAGGAGCUUCGUGUACAUCAAUCAUGACAGACGACGUGACGUUUCUUUCAGAAAAUCACUUCAGUCAAAAGAAAUAUCAGUAUCAUACGUACACUUCACUUUAAGUCUCAUUCACACUCUUUACGUGAGAAA